GAAGCUGAGCGGUGCCUUGCCACGGAGUGUGAAAGCAAACUGCCACGCGCGCUGCCCCAAGUGCCGCUCCGCGAAGCCUGAUGUGUGGGACUCAGUCCGCCACCAAGGAUGAAAGAGAGGCGCACGUGCGAGGAGAUGCGCGCGGGAAGGCACGAUGACGCUCGUGCGACGAUCGGAGCUGUUUAAGACGUGAACUCGGGCGAAUGUGUCUCCGAGUUUUGGCGAGACUGUGAAGAAGUGGCGCUCGUCACCAGCAGACACAACUUAGAAUCGACGUUAUAAUAUAAUAACGCCGCGCGCGCGGCACGAGCUGUCCCGUUUUCGAACACGAACAAAGUUGGACCGGACGUGUAUUUCCACGGCGCAGACCGAGCCGCGGUGACAGCGAACUCGGAGCUAUUUCUCGUUGCGGCACGUGCACCCCUUGCGCUCACCUGCGGGAUCUCGCCGGAUCCGAGGACCCCCCGCGUCUCCGCCGCGCGCAUACCACGAGCUGCCCGCGGGCGCACGCGGCGACGCGCUCGGCCAGCACUGCGGCGCCAUGCACGCGGCGGCUGCGAUCGGGGCCGAUUGCGCGGGGCUCACGCGGCGAUCCGGCUGGAUUCUCUGGGUUUCUGUGCUCAUCCACGCCACGGCGAGCCAAGAUGACGUACCUCCGUACUUCAAGAUGGAACCCGUGCCAACCCAGGUCCACCUGGAACGGAACCGGUUGGUUCUCACCUGCAUGGCUGAGGGCAGCUGGCCGCUGGAGUUCAAGUGGGUCUACAACGGGAGUGAGCUGACCCGCUUCUCCCUGGAGUACAGGUAUGUGAUCCCCUCUUUGGACCGAACCCACGCUGGUUUUUACCGCUGCAUAGUCCGGAACCGUAUCGGAGCCAUCAUGCAGAGGAUGACGGAAGUACAAGUGGCGUAUAUGGGCGAUUUCGACGAGGGGGAUCGCUCCCAGACUGUGUUUCCGGGGGAAGCCGCAGAGAUUCCCGCCCCCCACAUCCACAGCUUCCCCCGCCCACAGAUCACUUGGUUCCGUGAUGGUCGUAAGAUCCCACCCACUAAUCGCAUCUCCAUCACACUGGACAACGCCCUGGUGAUCCUGUCCACGAUGGGCACAGACACAGGGCGCUACUACGCGCAGGCCGUCAAUGACAAGAACGGGGAAAACAAGACGAGCCAGCCCAUCACUCUCACUGUAGAGAGCGUGGGCGGGCCUGCGGACCCCAUCGCCCCCGUCGUCAUCAUUCCGCCGAAGAACACCAGCGUGGUGGCCGGGACCGCGGAGGCCACCAUGGAGUGUGUGGCUAACGCCAGGCCCCUCAGUAAGCUGGUCAUCACCUGGCGUAAGGAUGGCGCGGCACUGAGCAGUGGCGUAAGCGACUUUGGACGCCGAAUGAUCGUCUCCAGCCCCUCGGUGGGCGACAGUGGUUUCUAUGAGUGUGAGGCGGAGCUGCGCGGCAUCGGUGUGGCUUCCGUCAGUGCCGGGGCGUACCUGCACGUUCUCGAGCCACCCCAGUUUGUGAAGGAGCCGGAGAAACACAUCACUGCAGAGAUGGAGAAGGUGGUAGACCUGCCGUGUCAGGCCAGAGGUGUCUCUCAGCCAGAGAUCCUGUGGUACAAGGAUGCAGUGCCCAUCAGCCCAGUGAAGACCCCCCGGUACCGCGUGCUGGUCGGGGGUAGCCUCCAGAUCAAUGGCUUGCUCCCGGACGACACGGGAAUGUUCCAGUGCUUCGCCCGCAACCCCGCGGGGGAGAUCCAGAGCAACACCUACCUGGCUGUCACCAGUAUUGCCCCCAACAUCACAUCCGGUCCCUCGGACAGCACGGUCAUCGAUGGCAUGCCUGUUGUCCUGCACUGCGAGACCUCCGGGGCUCCCCGGCCAGCCAUCACCUGGCAGAAUGGUGAGCGGGUCCUGGCUAGCGGCUCCGUGCAGCUGCCCCGCUUCACACUGCUGGAGUCCGGCAGCCUGCUCAUCAACCCUUCCCACGUGUCGGACGCCGGCACCUAUACCUGUAUGGCCAGCAACUCGCGUGGCAUCGACGAGGCGUCCUCCAGCCUUGUGGUCCUGGCUCGAACCCGCAUCACCAGCCCUCCUCAAGACCAGAGUGUCAUCAAAGGAACCAAGGCGACCAUGACCUGCGGGGUCACCCAUGACCCCAGUGUCACCAUCAGGUACACCUGGGAGAAGGGGGGCUCUAUCCUCAAUGUGGAGUCUACUCCUCGCCUUCGGCUGGACCCCGAUGGCACGCUGCAUAUCUCCCAGACGUGGUCCGGGGACAUCGGGACAUACACCUGUAGGGUCACCUCUGUGGGAGGCAACGACUCACACAGUGCCUUCCUUAGAGUCAGGCAGCUCCCCCAUGCCCCCGAGAACCCGGUGGCCGCUCUGAGCACCACCGAGAGGAGGGCUAUCAACUUGACCUGGGCAGCCCCCUUUGACGGGAACAGUCCUCUCAUCCGCUACAUCCUGGAGGUGUCCGAGAACAAUGCUCCGUGGACUGUCCUCCUGGCUAACGUCGAACCCGAGUCCACCAGCGUUACAGUUGGGGGCCUUAUCCCCUCACGGUCCUAUCAGUUUCGUCUCUGCGCGGUCAACGACGUGGGGAAGGGCCAGUUCAGCCGGGAGACGGAGCGACUGUCCCUUCCUGAAGAACCCCCCAGCGCACCCCCUCAGACUGUGAUUGCCAGCGGCCGCACCAACCAGUCCAUCAUGAUUCAGUGGCAGCCCCCACCGGAGAGCCACCAGAAUGGUGUUCUGCAGGGCUACAUUAUCCGAUACUGCCUGGCUGGCCUCCCGGUUGGCUACCAGUUCAAGAACAUCACCAACCCCGACCAGACCAACCUGCUCUUGGAGGACCUCAUCAUCUGGACCAACUAUGAGAUCGAGGUGGCAGCCUACAAUGGAGCAGGGCUUGGCACCUUCAGCCACAAGGUCACAGAGUGGACGCUGCAGGGAGUGCCCACAGUGCCCCCGGGGAAUGUCCAGGCUGAGGCGGUCAACUCGACGACAGUCCGCCUGACCUGGACUGCCCCCAGUCCCCAGUUCAUCAAUGGCAUCAACCAGGGGUACAAGCUGUUGGCAUGGGAACCUGGCCAGGAGGAUGAGGUUACCGUGGUGACUGUGAGGCCCAACUUCCAGGACACAGUCCACGUGGGCUACAUUAUAGGGCUGAAGAAGUUUAUGGAGUACUUCACCUCAGUGCUGUGCUUCACCACACCAGGGGAUGGACCCCGCAGUCCUCCGCAGCGCCUUCGCACACAUGAGGACACCCCCGGCCCCGUGGGGCACCUGAGCUUCACGGAGAUCCUGGACACGUCUCUGAAAGUGAGCUGGAAAGAACCCCAUGAGAAGAAUGGCAUCCUCACAGGCUAUCGCAUCUCCUGGGAGGAGUACAACCGCACCAACACACGGGUGACUCAUUACCUGCCCAACCUGACCCACGAGUACCGUGUCACCGGGCUGACCGCCCUCACCACUUACACCAUUCAGGUUGCCGCCAUGACCUCCAAGGGCCAGGGUCAGCUGUCGUCCUCAACCAUCUCAUCAGGAGUGCCCCCCGAGCUUCCUGGCCCCCCCACCAACAUCGCCAUCUCUAACAUUAGUCCCCGCUCCGUCACGCUGCAGUUCAAGCCCGGCUACGACGGCAAAACCUCCAUCUCCCGCUGGAUGGUGGAGGCGCAGAUCGGCGUCAUAGGAGAGAACGAGGAUUGGGUCAUGGUGCACCAGCUACCCAAUGAACCUGAUGCCCGAUCCCUAGAAGUCCCUAGACUCAACCCCUACACGUUCUACAGGUUCAGGAUGAGGCAGGUCAACAUUGUUGGCACCAGUCCACCCAGUCAGCCAUCCAGGAAGAUACAGACCCUGCAGGCUCCCCCAGACGUUGCCCCUGGCAACGUUACCCUGCGCACGGCCAGUGAGACCAGCUUGUGGCUGCGCUGGGUGCCCCUCCCAGAGUGGGAGUACAACGGAAACCCAGAGCUGGUGGGUUACCGGGUCCAGUAUGCCCAGACUGGCUCGCCUGAACGGGUGCUGACCCACGUCAUCCCUGACCGGCUGGAGCGUGAGUUCACCAUUGAAGAUUUGGAGGAAUGGACCGAAUACGAGGUUCGGGUACAGGCACUCAACGGCAUCGGGGCUGGGCCCUGGAGUCAGCCAGUGCAUGGCAGGACAAGGGAGUCAGUCCCCUCCUGUGGACCCUCCAACGUCUCCGCCUUCGCUACGACCUCCAGCAGUAUCCUGGUGCGUUGGGUCGAGGUCCCUGAGGCCGACCGCAACGGCCUUAUUCUGGGCUACAAGGUGGUGUAUAAGGAGAAGGACUCAGAUGUGCCGCUCCAGUUCUGGACAGUGGAGGGCAACACCACCCACAGCGUCCAGCUCACCGGCCUGGGGAAGUACAUCCUGUAUGAGAUCCAGGUGCUGGCCUUCACCCGCAUUGGUGACGGGGUGCCAAGCUCACCCCCCAUCUUGGAGAGGACUCUGGAUGAUGUGCCAGGACCCCCAGUGGGGAUUCUGUUCCCUGAGGUUCGGACAACCUCUGUGCGCCUCAUUUGGCAGUCCCCUGCCCAGCCCAAUGGCAUCAUCCUAGCCUAUCAGAUUACCUACAGACUGAACUCCACCAAUAGCAACACGGCCACCGUGGAUGUGUUGAACCCAAGCGCACGUCAGUACACGGCAUCUGGGCUCAAACCAGAGUCGGUAUAUGUGUUCCGCAUCACGGCCCAGACGCGCAAGGGUUGGGGCCAGGCAGCCGAGGCUCUGGUGGUCACCACGGAGAAGAGAGCUCGACCCCAGCCCACCAGCCGGCCCGUGGUCCCACAGGAGGAUGUCCAGGCCCGUAGUGUGUUGUUGUCAUGGGAACCGGGCAGCAAUGGCCUCUCACCUGUGCGCUACUACACCGUUCAGUGCCGAGAACUUCCUGAAAGCAACUGGACCGUCCACUCAGCAUCCGUCAACCACGAGGCCACUUCCUACAUCGUAGACAGGCUCAAGCCCUUCACAUCCUACCAGUUCAGGGUAAAGGCCAUUAAUGAUAUUGGAGACAGUGAUUACAGUGAAGAGAGCGAGGCCAUCACCACUCUGCAGGACGCCCCGGAUGAAGCUCCCACAAUCCUCUCCGUCACCCCGCACACCACAACAUCGGUGCUCAUUCGCUGGCAGCCACCCGCUGAAGAGCGGAUCAACGGCAUCCUCCUGGGCUUCCGGGUGCGCUACCGGGAGCUCCAGUACGACCGCCUGCGCAGCUAUACCGUUCGCACGGUCAACAGUCCCGCAGCCACAUGGGCGGAACUUACCACUACAUACAGCGUGCGGAACCUCACUCAGUCCUCACUGACCGAGUACGAGCUGGACAACCUGAGUAAACACAAGCGCUACGAGAUCCGACUGAGCGUGUACAACGCGGUGGGAGAGGGGCCCGUCAGCAGUCCACAGGAAGUGUUUGUGGGGGAAGCGGUGCCGACAGCCCCGCCCCAAAAUGUGGCCAUCCAGUCGGCAACAGCCACUCAGCUGGACGUCACAUGGGACCCUCCUCCGGUGGAGGCUCAGAAUGGUGACAUUCAGGGGUAUAAGAUUUACUUCUGGGAAUUCCAAUUGCGGAAUGAGACAGAGCGAAUGAGGAUCCUUUUCUUGCCUGAGACUGGAGUCAAGCUGAAGAACCUGACAGGUUACACCACCUACAUGAUCAGCGUGGCUGCCUUCAACGCUGCCGGAGACGGGCCCCGCAGUGCGCCCACCAGGGGGCGCACCCAGCAAGCAGCCCCCAGCACUCCCAGCUUCAUCCACUUCAGCGAGCUCACCACCACCUCCGUCAACAUGUCCUGGGGGGAACCCGCUCACCCCAACGGCAUCAUCGAGGGCUACCGCCUAGUCUACAAACCCUGCACCCCAGUGGACGGUGUCAGCAAAGUUGUGACAGUGGAUAUUAAGGGAAGUGCCCCCCUGUGGAUGAAAAUCAAAGACCUGGCUGAUGGAGUUACCUACAACUUCCGCAUCCGGGCCAAGACCAUCACCUACGGCCCAGAAGUGGAAGCCAACAUCACAACUGGACCUGGGGAAGGUGCUCCUGGACCCCCGGGUGACCCCUUCAUCUCUCGCUACGGCUCCACCCUCACUCUGCACUGGACCAGCGGCGAUCCUGGUCGAGCACCCAUCACUCGCUACGUCAUCGAGGCCAGGCCCUCAGAUGAAGGACUGUGGGACAUACUGGUGAAGGACAUCCCAAAGGAAGUGACAUCUUACACGCUGGACUUUGAUAUGCUGAGAGAAGGUGUUACCUAUGACUUCCGGGUCAUCGGGGUAAAUGACUAUGGCUAUGGGUCCCCUAGUGCCCCAUCACCCUCCAUAUCUGCCCAAAAGGUGGCGCCAUUCUAUGAAGAGUGGUGGUUUUUGGUGGUUAUUGCUCUGGUCGGCCUGAUCUUCAUCCUCCUCCUGGUCUUCAUCCUCAUCAUCAGGGGACAGAGCAAGAAAUAUGCCAAGAAGUCAGACUCCGGAAACCACACCAAGUGCAGUGCUCUCCAGCUCAGCCACGGGGACAUGGUCCGGCUGGACGAAGGCCGCUUCCCCGCGCUGGAGCUUAACAACCGACGGCUGUCUGUCAAGAACUCCUUCUGCCGCAAGAACGGGAUCUACACCAGGUCUCCUCCACGGCCCAGUCCAGGAAGCCUGCACUAUUCAGACGAAGAUGUCAGCACCAAGUACAAUGACCUGGUGGCUGCAGAGAGCAGCAGUCUGACAGAGAAACCCUCUGAGGUCUCAGACUCACAGGGCAGCGACAGUGAAUACGAGGUGGAGCAGAACCGACACAAGACCCACUCGUUUGUCAACCACUACAUCAGUGACCCCACCUACUAUAAUUCGUGGAGGCGCCAGCAGAAGGGGCUGUCCCGACCCCAGGCCUACGGGUACGUGGAGGACCAGGGUGAUCCGGAACCGCGGGGCCCCCCUCCGCCCUUGCCGCCCCUACCCCCGCUCGUGCCCCAGGCUGCCCCCACAGGGCAACCUCAGCCCCAGCCCGAGCCCCAGGCACUGGCCCAGGGCAGCCUCUUCAGGCCUAAGGGCAGUCGGACUCCCACGCCCUCUCAACAGUCCUCCAACCCCCCCAGCCAACAUAGCACCCUCUACCGGCCCCCCAGCAGCCUGGGGGCCAGCACCCAGACCCCCAUUGCCGGAUUCUCCUCAUUUGUUUGAGGCCAGACUUGUACUCCGGCGGCUUUCCAAACAAAGCACUCUGCAAACGUGAAAC
Scleropages formosus (Asian bonytongue) is the source of this 7232-nucleotide messenger RNA. RefSeq names its product sidekick cell adhesion molecule 2a (gene sdk2a). Gene Ontology annotation, molecular function: protein binding. Gene Ontology annotation, biological process: synapse assembly; homophilic cell-cell adhesion. Gene Ontology annotation, cellular component: synapse. Lineage: Eukaryota; Metazoa; Chordata; Actinopteri; Osteoglossiformes; Osteoglossidae. The record is from RefSeq and is a predicted model, not a curated record. The transcript has 45 exons. The coding region runs from base 542 to 7177 and encodes 2211 amino acids.